Lodderomyces parapsilosis is the source of this 678-nucleotide messenger RNA. RefSeq lists its product as uncharacterized. The transcript has a single exon. NCBI's taxonomy places the organism in Eukaryota, Fungi, Ascomycota, Pichiomycetes, Serinales, Debaryomycetaceae. Bases 1 to 678 code for a protein of 225 amino acids. The record is from RefSeq and is a predicted model, not a curated record.
AUGUCCGCUUAUAAGAAUUUGAUUGUCUUUGGUGCACACGGUAAAAUUGGCCAACAUUUGAUCAAGCUAAUUGCCAAGCUGAGCGUCAAUGCUACAGCAGUUGUUAGAAAUGACGACCAAGUAGCCACAAUCAAGAACAUUUCAUCUGGUUCUUCAAACAUCAGUUCAUCAAAAUUGGACCUUGCCGCUGCAUCAGUUUCGGACUUGACAUCAGCUAUCAAGGGUCACGAUGCUGUUAUUCUAACCGUUGGCUCAGGUGGAAAGAACUUGUUACAAGUUGAUUUGGACGGAGUAGUGAAAACUUUUGAAGCCACAGUUGAAGCUAAAGUUAAAAGAUUGGUUAUUGUUAGUGCUUUGUUUGCCGAAAAUCGUGAAGCUGGGCUCAAAUCCGGGCUCCGGGACUACUACAUUGCUAAGCACUAUGCUGAUCGUAUUUUGAUUGAUGAAUUUGGAAACAAAUUGGAUUACACAAUUGUCAAGCCUACACUGUUGACUGACGAUUCACCCACUGGUAAAAUCAGGUUGUUUAAGAGUCUCAGUGAUGACCAUGGAUCCAUCUCUAGAGCUGAUGUUGCUCAAGUACUUUUUGAUAUCCUUGGUUUCAAAGACACUUUUGGAAAGAGUUUUGAUAUUGCUAAUGGAGAUAAAAACAUUGAUGACUCAAAGACCUAUCAAUAG